AUGUUCGAGGACUGCGUGAAGUCCACCGAGGAGCACUACCUGUUCUGUGACGAUGAGGGGCCCUGGGCCGUGGUCCUGGAGUCCCUGGCGGCCAUCGGCAUCGUGGUGACCAUCCUGCUCCUCCUGGCCGUCCUGUUCCUGCUGCGGCGCGUGCAGGAGUGCGCGCGCUGGAACGUGCUCCCCACGCAGUUCCUCUUCCUGCUGGGGGUGCUGGGCCUCUUCGGCCUGGCCUUCGCCUUCAUCCUGCCGCUCAGCCACCGCACGGCGCCCGUGCGCUUCUUCCUCUUCGGCGUCCUCUUCGCGCUCUGCUUCUCCUGCCUCUUGGCCCACGCGUCCAACCUGGUGCGCAUGGCGCGCAGCUGCGGCUCCUUCUCCUGGCCCACGCUGCUGGCCAUCGCCGUGGGCCUGAGCCUGCUGCAGACGGUGCUGGCCAUCGAGUACGUGACCCUGGUGACCACGCGCGGCCCCACCUUCGAGCGCAUGACCCCCGAGCAGCUCAACGUGGACUUCGUGGCGCUCACGGUCUACGUGCUGCUGCUCCUGGCGCUCACGCUCUUCGUGGCCAAGGCGGCCUUCUGCGGGCCGUGUGAGCGCUGGCGGCGGCCCGGCCGGCUCAUCUUCGCCACGGCGCUCGUGUCCGCCGUCAUCUGGGCCACCUGGAUCGCCAUGCUCACCCGGGGGAACCCGCAGCUGCAGCGGCAGCCGCACUGGGACGAUGCUGUAGUCUGCAUCGGCCUGGUCACCAAUGCCUGGGCCUUCCUCUUCAUCUACAUCAUCCCCGAGCUCUGCCUGCUCUACCGGGCCUGCCGCCAAGACAGCCCCGCCCCGGCUCACACCUGCCCUGCCCCGGUCUACCAGCGCGGCCUGCGGAUGGAUAACCAGGAGCUAUCCCGAGCCCGAGACAGCGAAGGAGCUGAGGAGGAUGUAGCCUUAACCCCCCAUGGCGUCCCCCUCCAGCCGCAGACUGCUGAGCCCUCGCAGGGCCAACUCCUCCCCAGGACCGCCCUGAGCGUGGACGCGGCCGUGUGA
Messenger RNA from Dipodomys ordii (Ord's kangaroo rat), 1029 nucleotides. It is a transcript of the gene Gprc5d, whose product is annotated as G protein-coupled receptor, class C, group 5, member D. Gene Ontology annotation, biological process: G protein-coupled receptor signaling pathway. The transcript has 3 exons. Gene Ontology annotation, cellular component: extracellular exosome; signaling receptor complex; intracellular membrane-bounded organelle. Bases 1 to 1029 code for a protein of 342 amino acids. The record is from RefSeq and is a predicted model, not a curated record. Lineage: Eukaryota; Metazoa; Chordata; Mammalia; Rodentia; Heteromyidae. Gene Ontology annotation, molecular function: protein kinase activator activity; G protein-coupled receptor activity.